This is a messenger RNA of Aspergillus calidoustus, 531 nucleotides long. NCBI's taxonomy places the organism in Eukaryota, Fungi, Ascomycota, Eurotiomycetes, Eurotiales, Aspergillaceae. The record is from the annotation of a GenBank genome assembly.
AUGCGGAUCCGCCGUCCGAUUCCUCAGCCUCGACAUCAGAGUGUGCGUGUGCGUGUGCGUGUUGCGCAUCACCGCCAUUGCCAGGCCUCGAGAUUCUCGCCGAAGCUAUUCCAGACCGUCGGAAGCAAUACGCCGGGACUGUCGUCAACCCUGGAAAGCCAGUUCUUGGACUCUGUGAGCCUUCUACCGGCUGAAUUCAGCAUCCAAGCUACGGCCGUUAUACCUCACGAUCGACAGGCCAAGGGCCACUGGUUGCUGGUUACCUUGCUUUGUCACCGGGUAUUUGAUGCAUGUGGAGACCAAGUGGAGAUCCGCAACUUCGGCGUGUUCUAUCAUGCAACGUUUGGCCCUGGCGAUGUCUUCACAGCAGUGUCGCGGAAAGUUAUCCGGGAUGGUCUUACCUGGCUUGAAGCCACGGUUACCCGUGAUGGUGCGGUGGUAGCCACCGCAAGCCCUUUAUACGAUCAAGCGGACUCACACUGGGUGGACAACCCACAGGUUCGGGAUGCCAACCGACGCCGAACUAGCUGA